AUGUUCUACUUCGUCGAGAAUGUCACCUCCGCCAAGGAUGCGCUCGAGCCUGGCCACCACAUCGUCGGGAUCGAGGUUCACACGGCCGCACAUGCAAUGAUGAAGCCGCUGGCUGCCUCUGUCUUGACUGAAUCGCAGAGGUCCUCUGCCCAUUCCUUGCGGGGCAUCAGGCUCUCGAUGAGCACUGGUGAUGGCGGUUCUUCGGAUAUCGCUACCGAUGGGCCAUGGUGCCUGCACCGGCCGAUGAAGCUCUUGCUCCCCGACCUGCUCCGGCUCGUUCUCCUCGCCGAAGAUGUAACGCAUUGCGAGGAAACACUUGGCGCCAAGCUCCACGGCAAGGAUGAAGAAGUUGAGAAGCUUUUCGCGCAGAAACACAAGGAAGUGCUCGAAGCUCAUGCUACAGACCACGCCGGCAAGCUUAAGGAGGCUGUUUUUGCUGCUAAAGCUGCAGAAGCCGCCAAGAAUGAACUAGAGGGUAAGGUCAAGAAAUUGGAAGCAGAUCUUGAGGUUCAUGGCAAGGAGAUCGCAACACUCAAAGCCGACAGGGAGAAGACACUCUAUGACUUGGCGGAGAUGCAGAAUUUCAUAUCCACCAAGACCCAAGAUCUCUCCAAAGCUCACGAAGCCAUUGCUGAUCUCAUGCUAAAGGUGCGGACACAUGAGAAGAACCUUGAAGAGAGCAGGGCUCAGGAGAAAAUUCUAAUCAAAGAUCUUCAGAACAAGAAGGAUCUGGUCGCCAGCGCCGCGAGCACUUAUAAUAGUUUUCAGAAAGGCAUGAAGAUCAAGACCGAGCGCCUUGUUGAUGCAACACAGAAGCUCACUGCACAACUAUCCAGCAUGGGUCUUGUCGGUCAGCGUAAUCUGCAGCCGCCUCAAUGUCUUUCCUUCUGUGCAUUGUUUCCCGAAGAUUAUGAAUUUCAUGCAAAAGAGUUGGUUCAUUUGUGGAUUGGCCUAGGUAUUUUACACUCAGAUGAUGAAAAGAGAAGAAUCGAAGAUGUUGGAUUGUGUUACUUAACUGACUUGGUUAAUCAAGGUUUUUUCAAAAAGAAUGAAUCGAGAUUGGGCGGUCCUUAUUACACCAUCCAUGAUCUACUGCGUGAGUUGGUUGCGAAGGUCUCAUCAUAUGAGUGUCUUAGCAUAUCAAGCUCCAAUGUGAUGUGCAUAGAAAUUCCCCCAUUUGUUCGGCAUCUGUCUAUCAUUGUGGAUGAUGCAGACGUCAAGGACACCAUGACUUUUGAAAACUACAAGAGGGAUUUGUGUGCGCUGGAAAAAAGGCUUGAAGUUCAAAACCUACACACUUUAAUGUUGUUUGGACAAUACCACGGAACCUUUUCUAGGGUUUUCUGUGGUUUGUUUCGGGAAGCUAGAGCCCUUCGUACUGUAUUUUUGUCUGAUGCAUCAUAUAACCUGGAGGAUGUGUUGCCUAACUUUUCAAAACUUGUCCAUCUUCGCUACUUCAAGCUAGCUGGUUUUGGUGAUGACAAGGGCUUGUGUGUAGCUGGUGUGCUGUGUAGAUUAUAUCAUUUGGAAGUCAUUGAUCUACAAGGAUGGAGGGGCCGCUUUGGUUCAACAAGGCAUAUUAGCACCCUUGUAAAGUUAGGUCAUUUUGUUGUGCCCCGAGAAGAACUUCAUUCUGACAUAUUUGAGGUGGGAAAACUAAAAUUCAUCAAUGAGUUAAAGACAUUUAGAGUGGGACAAGAAAGCAACAUGUUUGAACUGAGUCAACUAGGGAAACUGGAAAAUAUUGGAGGAUUGCUUGGCAUUUACAAUCUUGAAAAGGUGCAAUCAGAAGAAGAAGCAACUAAAUCAAGACUGAUACACAAAAGCCACAUGCAAGAGCUAAUAUUAGAAUGGUAUGUUCAGCGAUCUAACAGGGAUCCUACAUUUGAAGAAAAUGUUCUUGAACGCCUUGUACCACAUAGCAAUCUUCAACACCUAUACAUUAAAGGGCAUGGAGGAACUAAUUGUCCAAGAUGGCUAGGUGUAAACCUCUCCAUAAAGAAUCUGGAAUCUCUUUAUCUGUAUGAUUUGUCUUGGGGAAACCUUCCACCUUUAGGAGAGAUGUGGAUGGUCAAUGAUCUUGGUGCAGUGUACAAGGACUGUAUCUUAGGCCAAGGAUUUCAAAAUUUGAAAAGGCUAGAAUUGGUUAAAAUACCAAGAUUGAGAAAAUGGGUUGGGGACAACAAUACUUGUCAUUUGUUCUAUCACUUGGAAGAACUCACCAUUGAAGAUUGCUCUGAACUUACCGAGCUGUGCUUUCCAGAUCUUAGUUGUGGUCUGCGACAGCAAGAGAAGAGCAUAUCUUGGUUUCCUAGACUAAAGUCUCUCGGGAUACACAACUGCCCGAAGCUACUGUCAUUGCCUCCAAUCCCUUGGACUUGUGGUCCGUGCUCCGCUGUGAUAAAUAGGGUGGGCUCCGGUCUUGAGCGGCUAGUUUAUAAAGAAGACUCAACUUCAUCACUUGAAGUGCAGGGAACAUAUGGCCAGGAUAGUGUGUUCUUUAAUGGGUUGGUCUUCUCAAAUCUAACUUAUCUGAAAACAUUGGUGAUGCAAAGUUGCUCUCCUCUGCUGCUCGAUCGCCUCCUAAUGCUAAAAUCUCUGGAAUCCCUCCAGAUAAGUAACUCAAGUAAUAUAUUAUCCAUGGUUGAAAGUGUGGGCCAUGUACGAUGCCAGCUACCUGUCAAAAGGUUAAGUGUCGAGCAAUGUGGUGGCAGCGGCAAGGAAUUGACACUACUGUUCUCUCUUAUGCCAGAGCUCACCCAAAUAACAAUAGGGCGUUGUCAGGGGAUAAAAUGGCUCGGUGUGGGACAGUCAUCAGUAUAUUCUUCUGCUGAACCGUUGCAUAAGGUG
Triticum urartu is the source of this 2850-nucleotide messenger RNA. Lineage: Eukaryota; Viridiplantae; Streptophyta; Magnoliopsida; Poales; Poaceae. The record is from RefSeq and is a predicted model, not a curated record.